UAUAAAUAGAUAUUGCGGUUUAAAUGUUAAACAUAUGUAAAAAUAAUAAAAAAGUUUGAGGUACCAACUUAAAAUUAGAAUCCAUAAUGAAAAGAACAGGAAGGAUACACUGGGAAUGAAUCGGAUCAAAUUCCUCGUGGCGAUAUAAAGAGAUUUUUUUCUCUCUCAUUUUUAUUUAUUUAUUUGCUGACAAAAAAAACGAACGUUGACAAAUUCCAAAAAAAUCCAUUCUCCUCCCGACAAAGAUGAUGUUUUCUCCACCCAUUUUGGACGCGUUACAUAAUCAUGCCGCCCACCGUCCAUCUCAGCAUCGUAUAUAUUCUCCGCACCACAGUCCUAGGGAGAUGAACCUCAACGGGGGCAAAGAGCAUCACGUUGGCAACACCGGCGAAGCUAAUAAUCAGAACUGUUCAUUCUCCAUUCCGAAUUCGAGGUCUACGACGGCCGAUAAGAAAGAAAGCGUUCUUUCCAACCCUGCUAUCCCGCAUGGCUCACUUUUUCAUCACCCAUCCCCCGCUUCCGCCAUUUUUUAUGGGGGCCGCGGUUGGAGUGGGAGUGAAUCGUCCGCUUCGCCCCCGGUCCAUUCGGCCAGCAAUUACUCCGCCCUGGAAAAUAGUCCCUCCACCCCGAUCUCGAAUCAUAACUCGUCGACCGUGACGCACAACAAUUCUGGACUUGCGGCCACUUCCCAAAUCGUGGCACCCAAUGCCGAUAACUCGUACUACGACAAUUUGAAACGCAGCAAAAAAAGCGCUCAAAAACCUCAAGAAGAACUUUGCUUGGUUUGCGGGGACAGAGCUUCCGGUUAUCACUACAACGCCCUAACCUGCGAAGGGUGCAAAGGAUUCUUUCGGAGGAGUAUUACACGCAACAACAGCUACGAAUGCAAAUAUGGCGGCCAAUGCGAGAUGGACAUGUACAUGAGGCGGAAAUGCCAAUAUUGUCGCUUCCAGAAGUGUUUGGCCGUUGGGAUGAGACCGGAAUGUGUCGUUCCCGAAAAGCAAUGUAAAGCCAAACGCUUGGCCAAGGAGAAAAACAAGCCCAAUAGCACAACCGGAAAUAGCAAUUCCAACAUAAAUUCUAAUUGCGGAGGCACCACCGCCAACAGCAACCCCGGCCACAAUUACGCCAAUAAUAAUUCCAACUGUUCGUCCUCUACUUCUGCCGAUUGGUGCGCCUUGCCGGAAGGGCUCUCCCCAGAUCACCAAGAGCUCAUACGUAAACUCGUAUUUUACCAAGACCAAUUCGAAUUACCGCCCGAGGAGGAGGUCAAGAAAAUUACUCCCUUCUCAGAAUCCAAUUCCAUUACUAACGCCAUUUUUAGAUCCAAAAUGGCGGCUCCCAUGAGCUCCCCAGACGAAAUUAACUUUUCCGCAAAAAGCGAUGAUAACAGUACCAUAGAAAAUAUGAUGGACGUCACCGAAAGCGUUAUCGAUUCCCAUACGGAGAUGAUGAUAUCCGCUUCCUUGGGUGGUAAAGAUGAUAGCAUUUUUGCCAAAUUCCAACGAUUCUCUCACUGCACCGAACUAACCAUACUAGUGACUCAGUUGAUCGUAGAAUUUACCAAGAGACUUCCCGGUUUCCAAACCCUACUUAGGGAAGAUCAGAUCACUCUUCUGAAGGCGGCCGUUUUUGAACUCAUGGUUCUCCGUACCGCCCGACGCUACGACCUGGAGACAGACUGUGUCGUGUUCGCCAACAACGUUCCUUACACGCGCGACAAUUACAAAUCGGCAAAUAUAGGAGAGAUAUCCGAAGCCCAGUUCGACUUUUGUCGCAGCAUGGCCGUCAUGAAGGUAGACAACGCGGAAUACGCCCUUUUAUCCGCCGUCCUCAUCUUUUCUGAUCGACCCAACCUGAUUGAACCCGACAAAGUGGAAAAGGUCCAAGAAACUUACUUAGAAGCCCUGCGGAACUAUGUCGAGCUCCAGAGAGUCUACCACAAUAACCAUCUCAAUUCCAAUAGCGCUCUCGGCACCCUCUCCAACACUAGUUUGAACAAUAAUUGCUCCAGCAGUACACCCAGCGCGAUGCCAACAUCGAUGGCGCUGAGCCCUAGCAACAUAAAUAUCUUGGCACGUUUACUCAUGAAGUUGACCGAGCUUAGAACGAUAGCGUGUCAGCAUAGCGACAUGUUAUUUUCGCUCAAGCUUAAAGACCACAAACUUCCGCCCCUGCUUUCGGAGAUUUGGGACGUGAAACAAUAAUUGCAAAAAGAAUUUGGGGUGAGGAAUUUCUUCACCGAACCUGAUUGUUUAAGUUAGUUACCCCCUCUCUUUUGGUAGACAAAAUAAUGAUCAUUUUUUAAAAAAACGAAAUGUGAUAAAUUAGAAAUUAUGUACAUUUAUUUCAUUUGAAUUUUUUUUAUAUUUAUUUGGAAAAUUUACUAACCCAUGAUUGAAUUAUGAUUCUCCUUUUGGAAAAAAAAGUGAAGCAUUAAAAACAAAAAAAAACUUUAUAGUAUUAUAACAAAAAAACAGAAAAAAAUUAUUUGUUGAAAAUAUGUUUACCAUGAUUUAUUUGAAAAAUUUACUUUAUAAAUAUUUGUUUUAUAUAUAUAUAUUUAAUAUAUUUAUUUUAUAUAUAAAUUACUCCAUUUUUUUUAAUGUUUGGCGGUUUAAAAGAUGAUUUGCGACUAUGCGAUAUCUCCCCAAUCCAAAAAAUAAAUAAAUAAAUAAUGGUUUUAAAUAUUGUAUAUAUUAUAUAAAUAUAUAUAUAAUAAUGUAAUUUAAAUUUUAAUAAAACAAAAAAUCAUAUCAAUAUAAUAAGCACCAACGAUGAUGUAUUUAUAAUUGACAAAUUCUUCUUAUAUAUAUAUUCUUCGCUUUUUUUUAUUAUACUUUAUAAUAAUAAUAUAUAUAAAAUGUAUCUUAUAAUUUAAUGACAUAUACAUAUAUAUAUAUAUAAACGGUAAUCUAAUUAUCUCUGGGUUCAACCCGAGGAAUUAGCGAUGAACAAAAAAAACCGUAGCGUAGCGUAACAAUGUUAAAAAAUUUGUAUUAUUAACUCAUCAGUUAACGGUUUUGUAAAUUUACGGAAUUUAAAAAUGACAUAUUUUUUUUGGACUUUUAAUCUGGUUUAGAUUUUUUUGCUUCUACCUUUAUUUAUGAUAUUCCCUCCCUUCUCGCCUUUUUUUUUCAUCCUAUCAUUGCUGCAUAAUUUUGAAAAUAUUCUUAAUUUUUUAUAUAUUAACAAAAAUACGAAAAAAAAAUUUAAUAGUAUUAUCUUCAGAAAAAAUGAUUUCGAAGAAAUUUUUUUUGUUAAUUAUUGUUCAUUCUUUGGAAAAGUAUUAUAAAAAUUUAAUAUCAUAAUAUUUGCCAGUUAAAUUUGUUUAUUUUUUAAAUUAUUUAUUGGGAAAUCAACCAAUCACAAACCAACCAAUCUCAUCUAAGCAUUUUAUUUGAAAGAAAAAUAAUAAUAAAUAAAUCCAAAAAUUAUUUUAUUUUUUUUUUAAAAGGGGCUUAAAAUCGUAAUUCAUAAAGCCCACUUUUAUAAUUAUUUAUAAAAACUAAUUUUUAUUCAUUUUUUUUCUAUUACCUAAUCAUUGUAAUCUUUUAUAUUAUUUUUCUUUUUUUCCCCUAUUCACAUUCUCUCCGCAUGAAUUUUUUUUUAAUUAUAAGAGUAAAUAUACCGAUGUAAAAAACACAAAAUUAAAUAAAACUAGUUCUUUAUAUUAAAAA
Gordionus sp. m RMFG-2023 is the source of this 3680-nucleotide messenger RNA. Its product is annotated as ecdysone receptor-like. NCBI's taxonomy places the organism in Eukaryota, Metazoa, Nematomorpha, Gordioida, Chordodea, Parachordodidae. Gene Ontology annotation, cellular component: nucleus. The transcript has 9 exons. The record is from RefSeq and is a predicted model, not a curated record. Gene Ontology annotation, molecular function: ecdysone binding; nuclear receptor activity; zinc ion binding. Gene Ontology annotation, biological process: negative regulation of transcription by RNA polymerase II; ecdysone receptor signaling pathway; cell differentiation. Bases 246 to 2207 code for a protein of 653 amino acids.